AGCGCGGCGCGGCGGCGGCGGCGGGGCCGUUUGAAACGCGGCCCAGGAGACGGUACAAGACCCCGCCUCCGGCCGCCCGGCGCCAUGGUCUCCAAGUCCGACCAGCUCCUCGUUGUUGUGUCCAUCCUCGAAGGCCGCCAUUUUCCCAAACGUCCCAAACAUAGGCUCAUAGUAGAAGCAAAGUUCGAUGGAGAGCAGUUGGCUACUGAUCCUGUGGACCAUACUGACCAGCCAGAAUUUGCUACCGAGUUAGCCUGGGAAAUUGAUAGGAAAGUUCUGCAUCAGCACAGGUUGCAGCGUACUCCAAUCAAACUCCAGUGCUUUGCCUUGAAUCCUUCAUCUUCAGCCAAAGAAAUCAUAGGUUACAUUGUUCUGGACUUAAGAACUGCUCAAGAAACAAAGCAGGCACCAAAAUGGUACCAGUUGCUGAGUAAUAAAUACACCAAGUUCAAGUCUGAGAUACAGAUAAGCAUUGCUUUGGAAACCGAUACAAAAGCACCCGUGGAUAGUUUUAAAGCAAAGGGGGCCCCCCCUCGAGACGGAAAAGUACUUUCUAGCCUGUCUGGACUUGAGCCAAAGGACAUUGUAGCAGUGCUGAAUGAGGAGGAAGGUUACCACCAGAUUGGACCCGCAGAGUACUGUACUGACGCCUUCACUAUGUCGGUGACCAUAGCCUUUGCCACCCAGUUGGAGCAGCUAAUUCCAUGUAACAUGAAGCUUCCUGAAAGACAACCUGAAUUUUUCUUUUACUAUACUUUACUGGGAAAUGAUGUUACAAAUGAACCCUUUAAUGAUUUGAUCAAUCCAAACUUUGAGCCAGAGAGAGCAUCUGUUCAUAUUCGCAGCAGUGUAGAAAUGCUUCGUGUUUUCCUGGCUCUUCACUCUAAACUACAGAUCCAUCUCUGCUGUGGAGACCAGUCCCUGGGCAGUACAGAAAUACCUUUGAGUGGAUUGCUAAGAAAGGGCAGCACGGAAAUCAACCAACGCCCUGUCACAAUCGAGGGUGCUUUUACCCUUGACCCACCAAAUCGAGCUAAACAAAAGCUCGCACCUAUUCCUCUGGAGCUGGCCCCAACUGUGGGUGUGUCUGUGGUCCUGCAGAGAGAGAGCAUCGAGUCCCAGUCUUUAAUUGAGUUAAAGACCCAGAAUGGACAUGAGCCUGAGCAUUCAAGCAAGCAAGUUUUAACCCCCAUAAAGGAGAGGACACUGGCUGGGCCAAAGUCACCAAGUGUGUCCGCUGCUCCAGCUCAUAACCAGACCCCUCCAGCCAGAGAUGAAGCCACAGAAAGCGAGGUGGAGAGCCUACAGUACGAUAAGGGUUUGGAGCCAAAUCCCAAGGGCAUUAGUUCUUCUGUACCUGCUUCACUGGCUCAGCCAGUGGCUCCAUCCAUUGUUUCAGAAACAGUUUCACGACAGAAGAUUGCUGUUCCAGCAACAUCACAUCAUUUUUGCUUUUCCAUAGACUUGAGGAGUGUCCAUGGCUUGGAAAUUGGCUAUCCUGUCAACUGUAUAUUAAGGUACUCCUAUCCAUUCUUUGGAAGUGCAGCUCCUAUCAUGACUAACCCCCCUGUGGAAGUUCGGAAGAACAUGGAAGUCUUUCUCCCCCAGUCUUACUGUGCAUUUGACUUUGCCACUGUGCCUCACCAGCUGCAGGACACCUUCCUACGGAUUCCCCUGCUGGUAGAAUUGUGGCACAAGGAUAAGAUGAGUAAAGACUUACUCCUGGGCAUCGCAAGAAUCCAGCUGUCUAACAUCUUGUCUUCAGAAAAGACUCGCUUUUUAGGCUCAAAUGGUGAACAGUGCUGGCGCCAAACAUACAGUGAGAGUGUGCCUGUUAUAGCAACACAGGGGGCAAAUAACAGGAUAGUAGACCUUUCUUACACAGUGACUCUAGAAGAUUAUGGACUAGUGAAAAUGCGUGAGAUUUUUGUCUCUGAGUCAUCAUCUCAGGGUUUAUCUGCUGUACAACAGAAGACGCCUUCUCUUCCUCCAGCACCUUGUCCUUCAGAGAUUCAGCUGGAACCCCGUGAAACCUUAGAAUACAAAGCAGCACUAGAGCUAGAAAUGUGGAAGGAGAUGCAAGAAGACAUUUUUGAAAAUCAGCUGAAGCAGAAAGAACUGGCUCAUAUGCAAGCUCUUGCUGAGGAGUGGAAAAAAAGAGACCGGGAAAGAGAAUCAUUAGUGAAGAAAAAGGUGGCUGAAUAUAGCAUUCUAGAGGGAAAACUUCAAAAAACCCUAAUUGAAUUAGAGAAACGAGAGCAGCAGCUGGCUAGUGCAGAAUCCGAGCUUCAAAGGGAGAAAAAGGAGCUAUACUCAGAACGGGAGCGGAACCUACAGGAACUUCAGGACUCCAUCCGCAGAGCCAAAGAAGACUGUGUUCACCAAGUGGAGCUGGAGCGGCUGAAGACUCGGCAGCUAGAAGAGGACAGACACCGGCUUCAGCAGCAGCUUAAUGAUGCUGAAAAUAAGUAUAAGAUUUUGGAAAAAGAGUUUCAACAGUUCAAGGAUCAACAAAACAACAAACCAGAAAUCCGUCUCCAGUCUGAAAUAAAUCUUCUCACCUUGGAAAAGGUUGAACUUGAAAGAAAAUUGGAAUCUGCAACUAAGUCUAAACUCCAUUAUAAGCAGCAGUGGGGACGAGCUUUGAAAGAACUUGCCAGACUUAAACAGAGGGAGCAAGAGAGUCAAAUGGCUCGUCUUAAAAAGCAGCAAGAAGAACUGGACCAGAUGCGGCUGCGUUACCUCGCUGCAGAGGAAAAAGACACAGUGAAGACAGAGCAACAAGAGUUGUUGGAUAUAAGAAAUGAAUUGAAUAGGUUAAGGCAGCAAGAACAAAAACAGAACCCGGAUUCCAGUGUGAUUGCAAGUAGAGGGCUGGGUGGUCCACACGGCUCUGCACAGGAGGAAGGCCUGGAUGACUACCUGACCCGGCUGAUAGAGGAAAGGGACACUCUAAUGCGGACGGGUGUGUACAAUCAUGAGGACCGAAUCAUAAGUGAGCUGGACCGGCAGAUCAGAGAAGUUUUGACUAAAAACAGUGCCAGUAAUUAAUAACAUUUGGAAAGUCUCUAUAGAGACUCCAGGCCUAAAUUUUAAUUUCAUUUUAAUACUCAAAAGUAGAGAAAAUAAAUAUUUUUAAAUGCUCCAUUCAGUUUUUAUAAGCUGGAUUUUAUAUAUUACUGUACAGUAUUUAUUUCAUUUGCUUUAUGCUACCUUUCCCAUGCUGGUUUUAUUUGUAAUCACAUUUUAUAUACUCAUUUAAAAUGACUCUUCACAGUGUUUCUCAGUUUAGAUGGCUAACUUUCAAAACAGCUUUUCAUUAAAUUUGUAGGAGAAAUGGCCUCAGUGAUUUCCAGUUGUAGAGUUUUUUAUGUUCAAGAUUAUAUGUUGCACUUUAAAGAUGCUGGUCUUAUUCCAUUUGAUUGUAGAUACCAUAAAAACUGAGGCCAGCUGUUAAUGUAGCUGUUUUUUUUUUUUAACUCAAUUUUAUGUGACCUGUCUUUUUCCUUUAACAUGUACUAUUUACAAAUGACAAGCUUGAAAACAGCAGCAUCAGUGCAGAGAAGCCAUAUCACAGACCGGAUGGCAAAUUCAUCAUUGUCUAAAUGCAGUUAUAUGUUUUAGGCUUGUCUUAAGAGCUUUUGAAUGUCAGAUUGUCAAUGUACUCAAUCAUCUUCUCUGUUAGUCUCCUGCUCAAGGCUGCAAUAUCUGCUUUUGUUCAAUUGGAGAUUUUUAUUUUCUUUUCCAGUAAUACAAAUACUAGCUGUUAAGCCUUCUGUAAUAGAAUAUGGAAACAGACAUACAAAGGCUUUAGCUGGAAAAACAAAGUGAAGCUGAACUGGGUUUGUUUGAUUUUUUUUUUUUUUACUCCCUCUAAUAUUAAUCAGUCUUUGAAAAGCACAUGCAAUUACGUCCCUGAAUUCCACAGUAUCAUGUCUAUGUAAAGUCGAAGAGCUCCUUCCUGUCACGUUCUUCAGAGCCAGAGUUGGUUCUCAGCACUACAGCACACACACGACACAGAACUGACAAAGGUGCUUGGGAAAUUCUCAAAUUACAUUAAGUCUAUGUUUUAGGAAGUAUUACUACUAUCUACCACUAACUGAUAAAACAGAAUAGAUUAUCUGGUAAUGCUAAAUUCUCUAUUACUUUCGAGUAUAGUUAUUGGAAACUAAAGCCCUAUCUCACAUAUACGUGUGUGUAGGUAUAUAUACUCCCUACUAAUGAAGUUUAAUUUUGUAAAAACCUGACAAUAACAGAAGUUAUUGAAUGAGAGGAUAAAGACUCAGUUAAUCAUAGCAGGAAUUUGAGGUAUGAAUUAUGGUUCAAUAUUUUCUGUUGUUGAUUUUGUGCUGCAGGAAUUGAACGAAAGUGUUCUUUGUGUUGGACUGUGUGAUGCCUAUACUGUUCGAAACACUAGAGGGGGCCUUAGAUUUAAAAAAAAGAGAACAGACUUUUCUAAAAUGGUUGUGUGGUUUAUUGUACCUUCUGGAAAGCUAUCUCUGGCUAUUGUAACAAAUAAAAUCAUAAUUGUAUGUAUA
This is a messenger RNA of Perognathus longimembris pacificus (Pacific pocket mouse), 4538 nucleotides long. RefSeq names its product centrosomal protein 120 (gene Cep120). Bases 85 to 3051 code for a protein of 988 amino acids. Gene Ontology annotation, biological process: centrosome cycle; interkinetic nuclear migration; positive regulation of centriole elongation. NCBI's taxonomy places the organism in Eukaryota, Metazoa, Chordata, Mammalia, Rodentia, Heteromyidae. The transcript has 21 exons. Gene Ontology annotation, cellular component: centrosome; centriole. The record is from RefSeq and is a predicted model, not a curated record.